AUGUAUAAACAUCGGGAGUUCGGACUAAUGAUAUUACGAGAUGAAUCAUCGGAUACCGGUAAGAGUCAAUUACCAACUAGUAUUUUUUCUGAUUUCUUUAAAAAUUGUAUCUUAAUGCCAAAACGCAAGUGCUGUGAACAUCCGGUAAAACAUUCAAAUUCUACUCGUGUAUCCAAAGGAGUAGUGUUUGUAUCUACUCGUCUAUCCAAUUUUUUGAUUUCUCGAUAUGACGCUCCUGACGACAAAAUACGCUGGUUAUGUCCAAGAUGUCAUGCAUUCGAAUGGAAGGAAAUGUUGACUCGUCCAUCAAUGGAAUUAAGUCAUAACGAUAAUUCUAGUGAAAUUGAAGCCAUGUCAGAGAGCUCUUCUGUUCAUGACGCUGAAAAUGAUGGUUCAAUGAAUGCUGAAUUGCAAGAUGUGAAUGAAGAAGAAGAACGAACGAAAUCCGCUAAUGGAUAG
This is a messenger RNA of Rotaria socialis, 459 nucleotides long. The record is from the annotation of a GenBank genome assembly. NCBI's taxonomy places the organism in Eukaryota, Metazoa, Rotifera, Eurotatoria, Philodinida, Philodinidae.